AGCGCACCAUGCGAGUCUGCUAUUUAUUCUGGAUAUGUUUGGCAGAAACUUUAGCGUAUCAGCGUUUCCGUUACAUCCAAAGGCUUGAGGGGGAAUCUGUGGACAUAUUUUGUGAUGCACAAGCAAGUUCAGCACUCCCAUUAAAUCUGUAUUUACAACGAAGGUUUGCUCAUUCAGAAAGUGUGUUAAACAUCUCUGUAGAUGGAAGCGCAAGAGCAGAUGCAGGGACUGAAGGACGAAUCAAGAUUUCUGGACAGUCACGCACAGUUACCGUGACCAUUUCUCAUUUAAAACACACAGACACAGGACUGUAUAUCUGUGAUUUCUCUGGAAAAGUAUCAGGUCAGCUUUCAACGAAUACAGUCGUCUUUCUGCAUGUGCACACAUCAGGCGAGUCGUGCUCCUGCAGAAGGUUUUCUCUCCUCAUCUACACUCUUUCAGCAGGAGUGUGUCUGAUUGUACUCACAGUCGUCGCUGUCAUCAUGAUGCAUUAUAAAAAACCUUAUGCUCAAACAGCGCCUCCAAUUUAUGAAGACAUGUCAAGUGUGCAAGGAAAAGGACGCAGUGCAAACAGUCAGCAGGGGCCUCGUUUAUAUAUAAUUACAGAUUAACCGUCCUAAAUAUGUUUGAAAGGGGUCCUAUUGUGUUUUUUAUGGUAAAAUUAUGGGGAAAAACAGCAGCGUGAGAUGUAAACUCAGAAAUGCAAAGAGGAUUUUUUUUUUUGGAGGUCGAGUAGAAAAAUGUCAGCUGCAUCUGUUAAACUUUUAGCAUUUCAAGAUGGCCACUAUAAACUCGCAAUUAUGAGCCAUUAAGUUUUAAUUCCCAAGAAAAAUUCAAGUUGUUAAAAAUAUUGGAAUACUGAGGAAAAAAAUCCAAGAAGGCAGAACCACAUGAGGAAAAAAAUUGACUUGAGAAAAAAUUACCUUGGAAUUUAUCAUCCUAAAUAUGCUUGAAAGGGCUCAUAUUCUGCUUUUUCACUUUUAUAAUGUUAGUCGGAUACAUAUGCCGGAAUAGUUGGCGGUUCAUUCCACCCUGGCGACCCCUGAUAAAUAAGGGACUAAGCCAAAGGAAAAUGAAUGAAUGAACGUUUGUAGUGUGUUUUUUUAAGUAUCUCUUUUCAAGAACUGAGUGAAAGCUGUUUUCUAAGAUUUGUGAUGUCACAAAUCAGCUCAAAUCACACCUAUGGAAAUUCGAAUAGUUAGGUGAGUUUAGAGAGGGCCAAAACCAGAUGUCUCGCUCUAUCUGUGCUUGUUCAGUGUAAUCCUCUUGACCAUUAUUGUCAGCUCAGAUUUUAUUGUGAAAUAUUUAAUUUCCAACUUCUCAAAUAUGUGUAAGAAAGCAUAUUUCAUGGU
Danio aesculapii is the source of this 1352-nucleotide messenger RNA. RefSeq names its product V-set and immunoglobulin domain-containing protein 1-like. Gene Ontology annotation, biological process: adaptive immune response. Lineage: Eukaryota; Metazoa; Chordata; Actinopteri; Cypriniformes; Danionidae. The record is from RefSeq and is a predicted model, not a curated record. Gene Ontology annotation, cellular component: membrane. The transcript is spliced from 4 exons. Gene Ontology annotation, molecular function: signaling receptor activity. Bases 9 to 611 code for a protein of 200 amino acids.